Messenger RNA from Nasonia vitripennis (jewel wasp), 783 nucleotides. RefSeq lists its product as uncharacterized. The coding region runs from base 1 to 783 and encodes 260 amino acids. The record is from RefSeq and is a predicted model, not a curated record. The transcript is spliced from 3 exons. NCBI's taxonomy places the organism in Eukaryota, Metazoa, Arthropoda, Insecta, Hymenoptera, Pteromalidae.
AUGAGGCCGUCGCGAUUGCUCUUAGUCCUCGCGAUUCUCCUUGUUAUCGAGAACGACGGAGUUGUUGGUCAGAGUAAUGACACUGUGUGGAAGGGUUUCUCGGUUACGUGCAACAAUGAUGAUAAGGGGGAGGUGACGAACGUGUCAGUGUCCUGUCACGGGAUCAGGCUUGUCAGAAAGAUUGUACAGAAGCUGUUGGAAGAGGCCAAGAGGAAGAGGAGCCUGGAGAUCGUGGAUGGAGUCAGUUUGGUGCAGAAGGACGAAGAGGAGGGUUUCAACAGAGGUGCGAGAGUUUUAAAGGAGUCUGGCCAGACUUCGACAGUGAUGAGCUUUCUGGAGAACAGAGAGCUCAGGAUCAAGUUGCCAAGUUUCUUACCCGCAAAUCUGGAAGAUGCCAUUGAGGGAAGCUUACCCUCUGCUGAGCAAGCCAAAGGUCGUGGUGGUGGAGGCGGCGGUGGCGGCGGCGGAUUCGGCGGAGGCAAAGGGGGUAACGGAAUGAUGAUGAUGGCUCUGAUGAUGGGCAAAACUAUGGCAGCAAUGGGUUUCGGUGCCCUGGCCCUUCUGGCUAUGAAAGCUCUGAUGGUUUCGUCACUUGCUCUGAUGCUCUCUUUGAUUGUAGCGGCGAAAAAAUUAGCGAGUAGCAAGGAGGACGAUAGCCACCACGUCGUGUACGCGCAGGAGGUCAGCUCGCAUCACCGGCGACGCAGGAGCCUUGGAAGCAAGCACGACCACCUCAAGAAUCAGCCAUACCGAGGAUACAUAAACUUACCGACCGAGAUGUAG